Molecule: messenger RNA, 903 nt
Organism: Lathyrus oleraceus (garden pea)
Lineage: Eukaryota; Viridiplantae; Streptophyta; Magnoliopsida; Fabales; Fabaceae
Product: protein FAR1-RELATED SEQUENCE 5
Exons: 4
Coding region: 1-903 (300 amino acids)
Biological process (GO): regulation of DNA-templated transcription
Source: RefSeq, a predicted model, not a curated record
AUGGACAGUUCAAGCAUUUUUAUGGAAUGUGGUAGUAGUCAAGGGGAAGAUGUAGAAGUUGAUCACGGUGAUUGUGGUGGUGAUGAUGAUGACUCACUUUGGGUUCCUGCAAUUGGGAUGUAUUUCUUCUAUGACAUAGAUUUAGAUGAUGACUUUCAUGUAAGGAAUGUAUUUUGGGCUGAUGCAAGAAGUAGAGACGCUUACAAAUAUUUUGGAGAUGUUGUAACUUUUGACACAACAUACUUGACUAACAAGUAUGACAUGCCUUUUGCUGUAUUCAUGGGUGUGAAUCACCAUGGUCAAUCAACAUUACUUGGUUGUGGAUUACUAUCAGAAAAAGCACCUUUGGGUAUUGUGACCGAUCAAUGUAAGGCUAUGAAAAAUGUUAUUGAGAUCAAGUAUGCAAUGAAAGAAGCAGUCUAUGAUACAUUUAUAACAACUAGUUUUGAACAAAAAUGGUGUUCGUUCAUAGAAAAGUUUGAUCUCCAAGAAAAUGAUUGGUUGGGUGGGUCGUAUAUUGAGCGUCAUAGGUGGGCACCAACUUUGUUAAGGAUAUAUUUUUGGGAUGGCAUGUCAACUAUGCAACGUAGUGAGAGCAUACAUGCUUUCUUUGAUGGAUAUAUCAAUUCUACAACAAUUCUAAAUCAGUUCGUGAAACAAUAUGAUAAUGCUCUUAGAAGUUGGACAGAAAAAGAAUUUGAAGCUGAUUUUAAUUCAAUGGAUACAACAAUUCCAUGUGGGUCAAACUCGUCCAUUGAGAAGCAAUUCCAAAGUGAGUUUACGAAUGCCAAAUUCAAGGAAAUUCAAGUGGAAUUCAGAUCUAAAAUGAAUUGUUCUGCCUCAUUAAAUAGCAUGGAAGGUUGCUUUGCUACAUAUCAUGUGUUGGAGGAGAUAUUAGUUUGA